AUGUCACUACCCGCAAUUGGAAGGAUAGAGGAAAAAACUACCUGUGCUCCAGAUUCCCUUACCAACUCUCCCAAGGCCCUGAAGUCUCUUGAUUCCCCUUGGACUACAUCACUGCAGCUUCAUCGCCACCCACAAGGAAGAACAGCAGCGGCGCCGCUCUCGUUGCAGGAGGAUAAGAUCAACGCGCUCAUCAAAGCGGCCGGAGUGAACGUGGAGCCGUUCUGGCCGGGCCUCUUCGCGAAGGCUCUGGCCAACAUCGACAUCGGAAGCCUGAUCUGUAACGUGGGAGCUGGUGGCGGUGGCGCUCCAGCUGCAGCCGCUCCUGCGGGCGGCGCUGCACCCGCGGGCGGGGCUGCCCCUGCUGAGGAGAAGAAAGAAGAGGAAAAGAAGGAAGAAUCAGAGGAAUCUGAUGAUGACAUGGGCUUUGGUCUUUUUGACUAAUUAGUUUUGUACCUGUCUGUAAUAAAGACCAAUUACUUGUA
Messenger RNA from Athene cunicularia (burrowing owl), 482 nucleotides. It is a transcript of the gene RPLP1, whose product is annotated as ribosomal protein lateral stalk subunit P1. The coding region runs from base 1 to 441 and encodes 146 amino acids. The record is from RefSeq and is a predicted model, not a curated record. Gene Ontology annotation, molecular function: structural constituent of ribosome; protein kinase activator activity; ribonucleoprotein complex binding. Gene Ontology annotation, cellular component: cytosolic large ribosomal subunit; ribosome. Gene Ontology annotation, biological process: cytoplasmic translation; translational elongation. Lineage: Eukaryota; Metazoa; Chordata; Aves; Strigiformes; Strigidae. The transcript is spliced from 4 exons.